AUGUUUUGGGGACUUAUUAUGGAACCUAACAAGAGGUACACACAAGUUGUGGACAAACCAUUCCAUAUCUCACAUGCGGCUAUGGACAUAUCGACAGGUGAUACUGCGCCAUGCCAAGUCAUGAUUGUUGUGGAUGGCAAAAACUUCCUCGUUUGCACAUUACAAAAGAAACACUCCAUACAGAUGCCUCUUGAUCUUUACUUCAAAAAUGGUGAAAGUGUGUCGUUUUUGACGAAUGGAAAAUGCAAUGUGCAUUUGACGGGAUAUGUGGAUCCAGAAUUUGGUGAUGAAAUUUCUGAUGAGGAGGGGGAAGAAGAAGAAGAGGCUGAAGAACAGGUGGAGCCAAAGGUGGCCAAAAAUAAGAGGAAGCAUGAAGAGGGCAAAGACAGUGCUGCUAAAAAACUUAAGAAUGGAAAAAAAGCAACUGCAAAUGAAGACAGUUCGGACGAUGAAGAUGAAGAUCAGCUGCAGAAGUUUCUUAACGGUGAAGACAUAGACAGUGAUGAGAAUGAUGAAUCUUUCACAUUUAAUACAUCUGCAGAGGCUGAUGAUAGUGAUGAAGAAGAAGACAGUGAUGAGGAGGAGGGAGACGAAGCUGGUGAGGAAGAUGAAGAGGAAAGUGAUGAUGAAGCCGAAACAUCUAAAGCCUCUGAAGCUGACACUAGUAAGGAUGACAGCCAAAUUGACAUGAGCAAACUCACAAAAAAUCAAAAGAAACGCCUGAAGAAGAAAUUGCAAAAGGAAAAGGAGGGACAGGUGAAUGGAGUAGAGAAGCCAAAGGAAAAAGCAGAACAGCCACAAAAGCAAGAUAAGAAGAAGGCAGAUACCAAAAAAGAAAAGGAAUCUCCAGCUGGUGAUAAAAAAGAAAAGAAGUCCCUUAGUGGAGGUGUGGCUAUAGAAGACUUAAAAGUGGGCACAGGACCUGUGGCAAAGGCUGGUAAAACUGUAAUGGUUUACUAUGAAGGACGAUUGAAAACAAAUAAUAAAAUGUUUGACAACUGCACAAAGGGACCAGGUUUCAAGUUUAGGUUGGGGGCCAAGGAAGUAAUUGCAGGCUGGGAUGUAGGAGUUGCUGGCAUGAAAGUUGGAGGCAAGAGGAAGAUUGUUUGUCCGCCUGCCAUGGCAUAUGGUGCCAAAGGAUCACCACCAGUUAUUCCACCAAAUGCGACUUUAGUGUUUGAAGUAGAACUAAAAAAUGUUAAGUAA
Molecule: messenger RNA, 1206 nt
Organism: Leptosia nina
Lineage: Eukaryota; Metazoa; Arthropoda; Insecta; Lepidoptera; Pieridae
Source: the annotation of a GenBank genome assembly